AUGGUCAAAAUAGACGCCAGUGCAGAUUUGGACUGGAAUAAUUUGCCUCCCCAACAGAGGUUGGGUAGAAUCGUUGGUGGAAAAUAUAUUGAAACCGUGCACAUGGAUGAGUCAUCACCAGAAGCCAUGGAGCGUCCAAUGACAAAAGUCGAGUGUGAUAUCCCAUUAACUUAUACUGAAUCUGUGGAAAAGGACGGCAAAGAAUGGGUAAUGUUAACUUUUGCACCAGGUGAUCCAGAAAACCCAUUUAAUUGGAGUCUUAGAUUGAAAUGGUUUCUAACGACUUUACUGUGCCUAAUGACACUUUUCAUCGGUCUAGCCACCACGGCUUAUAGUUCUGGUAUAGACAGAAUGGCAAAACACUUUAACAGUUCUUCGGAAGUUGGUCAGUUGGGUCUUUUCACCUUCAAUGAAACAUGUUCCAUUGCACCUUUGUUUCUAGCGCCAUUCUGUGAAUUGGUUGGUAGAAAGGUGAUUUACACCGGUGGUUAUCUUUGCUUCUGUCUUUGUUUCAUCGGUCUUGCAUUAGGUAAAAAUAUGGCCACUAUCAUUUGUUUGCGUGCUUGUUUAGGUUUGUUUGGUUGCAUUGGUACCAUUCUUGUUGGUGGUACUUUCGACGAUAUGUUUGUUGCAGAUGAAAGAGCUAUUCCUAUGGCUCUGUUUGCAUAUGUUGCUAUCCUGGGUACCGUGGGUGCUCCAAUCUAUGCAGGUUUUAUUGAUCAAGCCAUUGGCUGGCGUUGGAUUGAAGGUAUCCAAGGGUUAUCUAAUGUUCCAUUGUUGAUUAUCAUCUUUUUAUUUUUCAAAGAAACUCGUGGUGGUGUCACCUUGCAAAAGAGGGCCAAGUCUCUACGUAAAGAUACCGGUGAUGAGAGAUGGGUGUCCAAGGAAGAAUUGGAGGCUCCUGGUCUUAAGGAUGCUCUUUACAACUCCUCUGUUAAGGCUAUUAAGAUGUUAAUCUCCGAGCCCGUGGUGUUUUUCUUUGGUCUUUGGAUCAGUUUCGCAUGGUUCCUAACCUUUUUGUUUUUGUCUGUUAUCGGUAUUACUUUCUCACACUUUAAGCACUGGAGUGAAGGUGUUGCAGGUUUACCUUAUAUCUCCCUUGUUAUUGGUGUUACCAUUGGAUUCUUAACCAACUUUUUGCAAAUUCGCAAAUACGAAAAUAUGAGAAAGAAGUCAAAGUAUCCUUUACCACCUGAAAACCGUUUAUAUGGUGCUAUGACUGGUGCCGUGUUUUUACCUAUUGGUCUUAUGAUCUACUCUUUCACUCAAUACCACUGGUUGCACUGGAUCGGUCCUAACAUCGGUUUGGCAUGCAUCUCUCUCGGUAUCUUCUUCAUCUUCGAAUCCUGUUAUUCCUACACUUCGGAUUGUUAUGGUCCUGAUGCUUCUUCCGCCAUUGCAGGUCAAGGUUUCAUGCGUAAUACUUUAGGUGCCGUUUCACCAUUGUUUGGUAAGUACAUGUUCUUAAACAUGCACAGUCAAUGGGCCGGCCUGUUGUGUAGUCUCGUGGCUUUCGGUUUGACAUUGUUGCCCUUCGUCCUUUACAAAUUUGGUCCUGCAAUCCGUGCCAGAUCUAAGCGUGCUAUUGUGUACCAUGGUGAAGAAGACGAUGAAGAUGACGAAAUUGCUGAACAGCAAAGUAGCUCAAGUACUGGAGGAGGCAGAUCUUUGCAAGAUGAUGCUCACGUUGAAAAUGCUAACAACAACCAGUUAUUCGAAAAGAACGAAGGUUCUCGUGAAUCUGAUUCUCCAGAGACUGCUAGAGAGACUGAUUCCCUAUCACCUUCCGAAAAGGUAGAUAACCAUGCUGGAGUAUCUCGUAGCGUGGAAGAACACUCAGAUACCGUUUCUGAAAGUGAAUUACAUGGCCAUACUGGUCGUGCAUGA
This is a messenger RNA of Zygosaccharomyces rouxii, 1887 nucleotides long. RefSeq names its product MFS transporter. The transcript has a single exon. Bases 1 to 1887 code for a protein of 628 amino acids. Lineage: Eukaryota; Fungi; Ascomycota; Saccharomycetes; Saccharomycetales; Saccharomycetaceae. The record is from RefSeq and is a predicted model, not a curated record. Gene Ontology annotation, biological process: transmembrane transport. Gene Ontology annotation, molecular function: transmembrane transporter activity.